ACUCUCAGUCGUCGGGUCGGGUCUAACCCGGCCCGUGGCCGUGUAUAUACCCCCAAUACCAAAUUCUUGUAAUAAAAUAGUACACGAUGCAGCUCUUGAGCUUAACCCUGGCCCCACAAUCACAUCCACCGCCGCCGCCGGGGUUCAGAUUGUUUCCCAGCCUCGCCGCGCCGGAAAAGGGCCGCAAAUUCCAUCAAUUACUAGUCCUCCUCCUCACCUUCACCGCCUACGCCGCUUUCCACGCUUCCCGUAAACCCCCAAGCAUAGUCAAAUCCAUCCUCACAAAUCAAACCCUAGCCGCCAUUAAUGCAACUGCUAAUGAUCAAUUCACCCAGAACCCAGUUCAGAACGGGACCGGGUGGGCCCCAUUUGACGGCCCACGUGGCCCCCACCGCCUCGGCGAGCUCGAUCUCUCCUUCCUCUUGUCCUACGCCAUCGGCAUGUAUUUCCUGGGCCACAUUGCGGACACAGUCGAUCUCCGAAUUUUCCUGACCGUUGGAAUGGCGGGCAGUGGCAUUUUCGUAAUUCUCUUCGGGUUGGGGUAUUUUCUUGAUCUGCACUCUUUUGGUGUUUUCGUGUUCAUACAGUUGUUUUGUGGGUUGUUUCAGUCAAUGGGGUGGCCUUGUGUGGUGGCGGUUGUCGGAAACUGGUUCGGGAAGGCGAAGAGAGGUUUGAUCAUGGGUGUAUGGAAUUCUCAUACCUCAGUCGGUAACAUUAUCGGUUCCGUAGUUGCUUCCUCCGUUUUGGGCUUCGGAUGGGGUUGGUCUUUCCUUCUGCCGGGAUUCCUUAUCAUUUUCGUGUCGGGCUUCGUUUACUUGUUCCUUGUUGUUCAUCCCGAAAGUAUCGGGUUCGGGACAUUGUCCGAAAAGGACGUCGAGAUGAGCGUUGAAGGAGUAGCUUUAGUUGAUUCCGAGAAAAUCGAGACAGAAAAUAAUGGUGGAGUAGUGAUUGAAUCCGAGUACGACGAAGGUGGCUCGGUUGCCAUUGGUUUCUUCGAUGCGUGGAGAUUGCCGCACGUGGCGUCGUACGCUUUCUGCUUGUUCUUCUCGAAGCUCGUGGCCUACACGUUCUUGUAUUGGUUGCCGUUUUACAUUCGACACACAGCUGUAGCUGGAGUACAUUUAUCCCAUAAAAGAGCCGGGAUUCUCUCGACAAUCUUUGACAUCGGAGGGGUCCUAGGUGGAAUCUCGGCAGGUUAUAUUUCCGAUAUUAUCGAGGCUCGUGCGGUUACUUCACUUAUAUUCUUGUUUUUGUCGAUUCCAACACUCGUGUUAUAUCGCCUUUACGGAAGUAUAUCAACGGUGACAAACGUAGGAUUGAUGUUUUUUUCCGGUCUGCUUGUGAACGGGCCUUACUCACUAAUAACAACGGCAGUUGCUGCCGAUCUCGGCACGCAGGGCACGAUUAGCGGGAAUUCGCGUGCGUUAGCUACCGUCACUGCAAUUAUAGAUGGCACUGGCUCGGUCGGGGCGGCACUUGGUCCACUUUUGGCGGGAUAUAUUUCGACUAGGGGCUGGAAUAGUGUUUUCUUCAUGCUUAUUGUUUCGAUAUCGUUUGCUGGUUGUUUGUUGAUUCGUGUUGUGAGAAGCGAAAUUGUCGGGAAGCUAAGGGAAGGUAAAUGGCUUUGGUUCGGCAUAAUUAUGAACCACUGAGUCACCAUAUAUUUUUUUUAUAAUUAUUUUCUUUUGUACAAAUCGGAUGCAUUUUUGUAAAGCAUCGGUAUCUACAGCAGUGUUCUUCAGUAGCUGCUUUCCACGUGCGUGUGUUAAUAUAUCUUACUAGGCGAUUCGAUUCGAUGCUCUUUUGUCGAAGCGUAUGGAGAUUUGAUUUGAAAAUUUAUGAAAAUAUAGAUUCAUGUAUUCCACACUUGUAAAAUUACUUUUUUACCCUUUAAAUGUUGUAUCCGGCACUUGAAAAAUGAUGUAUACCGUGUUUUAAAUUUCCGACAUUUGUACCUAAUAAUCUAUUGGGUGUGAGUAAUUAUGUACUCUUGUCGUUUUGGUGUUCAGUCGUAUGUUUCUCUCCCGUAUUGGAAAAGAAUAUUGUAGUAACUCGGUUACGUGUCGUCUGCCUUUGCGUUGUUACAUAGUACAAAAGGUUUACGUGAUUGCUCGUGAUGAA
Erythranthe guttata (spotted monkey flower) is the source of this 2121-nucleotide messenger RNA. It is a transcript of the gene G3PP5, whose product is annotated as Major facilitator superfamily protein. Lineage: Eukaryota; Viridiplantae; Streptophyta; Magnoliopsida; Lamiales; Phrymaceae. Gene Ontology annotation, molecular function: transmembrane transporter activity. Gene Ontology annotation, biological process: transmembrane transport. Gene Ontology annotation, cellular component: endoplasmic reticulum membrane. The record is from RefSeq and is a predicted model, not a curated record.